Molecule: messenger RNA, 2703 nt
Organism: Paramecium sonneborni
Lineage: Eukaryota; Ciliophora; Oligohymenophorea; Peniculida; Parameciidae
Source: the annotation of a GenBank genome assembly
AUGAUCCAAUCAUUUCAUACAAACAAUUUAAGGACUAAAUGUUAAAGAGCUCCAAGCAAUUUGAAAGUAUUUACUAGAGUAAACCGAACGUGUUCCAUUGAUUAGACCUAUACUUAUUGUUCUCAAAUUUCUAUGAAAAUUAAUCUAACAAAAAAUAGAAGGAGCUAUUCUUGUUCAACUUAUGAUAAAGAUUCACAAUAUGGCUAGAAUUCUAAAACCAAAAAAAGUGGUAUGGAAGAAUUCUUCAAUAAAGAAAAGAAUUCUUUAAAUAGUAGUCAUAAGGGUAGUGUAUCGAAUCUAAAAAUAAACUAAAAAAAUGAGGGUAUUCUAAUUUACUCAACUGAAAAACAUUAAGUGGAUUUCUAAAAAUUUAUCUAAAAUUUUUAAUUGGAUAUCCUCUAAUUAGAGGCCUUAUACUAUUGGCUUUCAAGUUUUGGAUUUCAACGUUCUGCCCCUUUAUAAAUUCCUCCUAAUUUUUGUUACUAUAUUUAUUAACUAAUUUUGUACAGAAAGGAGAGAAAAAAUAUAUUGGCCUAAUACGUGGAUAUCUAUUAUUAAGAUGAAUAUAUUAAAUCGUUUACUAAAAAAUAGAGUAAAUAUUUAAAAGAUAAACUCAGAAAAUAAAGUAUAACAUAGGUUUUACUUGAUGAUAUAAUAAAUGAAUAACAUAGCAAUUAUUUUUUGAUUUUUGAUCAUUUUCGUGAAAAUAACAUCCUUAAUCAAUUAAAUCUGGAUUAUGAAAUUCUGUUAGAUGAUUUCUUUAAAUACUUUUAAUUAUCAAACCUUUAAAAAGAUAAAAUAGAAUAAUCAGUAAAAGAAGAUUAUGUGCUUAGAAAAAACAACAUAGCCUUUGGAAAUAUCAGAUUUGUUUUCAAAUAAAAGGAUGAGUAACUUAUCGAUUUUAAAUACCCUAUAGGGAGAUUUGAAAAUAGAUAAUUUUGUGAUUAUGCUUAAUUUUAGGAUGAGUUUGCUUAACUCUUAUAGAAUAAAGAUUCAUUUCAAAAAUUUAUAAAAUCUUAUUCUGAACCUCAUGGUGAAAGAACUAUGAUAUUAUUUCUUUUAGCAGAUAUUUUCCUUAACAUAUCAAUAAUUAAAAAUUUAAAUUAAGAUUUAGAGAUAUAAAAAAAAAUAGUAGUUAUUGAAAGCCUUUCAAAAAUCUACCUUGAAAUAACUACAGAAAACAGAGUUUGCAGUCAAUGCGUUAGCAUGUUUUACAGCAUCCCAGUUGAAUGCAUCUGUAAAUAAUUUCAGUAAAGUUGUGGUUAUAAUGUAGAUGAAAAAUUUUAAUUUAUUAUCAUCUCCUAAUUUUUAUUGGAGCCUUAAAUAGAAAAGUUAGGAGAAUAAUAUCAUAGGAUUUGGAAAAGAUAACUAUAAACUUAAGAAAUUUAAUAGUAACAAAUAAACCAACCAAAAAUAUCAAAUGAAAAAUUACAAGAAAAUAUUGAAGCACCACAAUAAGAAGAAACUCCAAUAGAAUUACUUGGUCAAUAAAAUCUAAACAAGCUAAAGGAGUAAGAAUUUUUUAUUUGCUAUGAAGAACAAUAACCUACAGGAUUAGUUUCUCUUUUAUUAUUAUAUGAAAGAUAUUGUAAAUAAAAUUAUGUUCAAUUUAAAGGAAAAAUUGAUCAAAUCAAAAUUACGAAUACAUUUUUCUUAAGUAUUGGAAAAUAAGAAUCCUCCUAAUAAAGUUCACACCCCAGUUAAUAAAUAUAAGCUUAAGAAUUCAUCCCCAAAGCAUAAAAGUAGUAUGAAAAUAGAUUGUAUCUUGAUUUAAUAUGUUAUCAGGAUCAAUUUGUGAAUGUUAUUAACACUCUAUCAAACAUUUAAUAAGAGUAACAAUUAUUAGUUUAGAAGGUCUAAAAAACUUUUAAAACAUAAGAAAAUCUAUUCUUAGAAACCAGAUCUGAAUUUUAUGCCUUGAUAAUAAAGAAAUUUACCUCUGAUUUUAGUAAGCUAAAUACCAAAUAAUUCAGUUUAUCCGCCAUCUUGAAUUUAUACUUGGAGAUUGGAUCGCUCUAAGCUUACAAAGGCGCUCAUACAGAUUUUAUUGAUUAAUUUAAGAAAGAAUUAUAGCUAAAGAGCAUAAUUGAUUGUGGAAACUUUAAUAUGAAAUUAUUUCUCUAGGAUUAUUAAUUCUUAACAGAAAAAAUUACUCCAUCACUUUAAGAGGAAAUUGAAAAGAAAAAAAAAAGUAAUAAAGAGUUAAUUAAUUUUUGUUAAGUGAAAAUUUAUGGUUUGGAGGAAUCUGGAGAAUUUUUAAGAAUUGCAAUUAUCAAAAAAAGUGACGAGUGCAAUUCUCUAUUAUUAUCAAUUUAUGAAUCAAUUGAAUCAAUAGUCAAGAAAUUUAAAAAUAUUAUAAUUGUGAUUUUAUCAAUAGAUGUGAUUAACUAAUAAUGCAAAGAGACAAUCAACAAUAAAAUUCUCAGUCUUUAUCCUUUUAUAAUUGAACUUAAAUACUUUUCUAUUAAACAAAAGCUAGACAAACAAAUGAUAUAAUAGGAUUCGUCUCAAAUCUCAGAAAAAGAAUGGGAUUUUUUAGAUAUUGAGUUUUUUAAAUAAAGGUAUUCAAAAUAAAAUGAAGAUUUAUUUCUAACUUAUGAAGAACUAAGUGACAAUAUAGAUGAAUAAUUGUUUAGCUUUAAAUGUUAAGUAAAUUUAUUAAUUUAUUACUUUUAGAUCCAUAAUUAGAAGUUGGACCAGUGA